Sapajus apella (tufted capuchin) is the source of this 1292-nucleotide messenger RNA. RefSeq names its product patr class I histocompatibility antigen, A-126 alpha chain-like. Gene Ontology annotation, cellular component: external side of plasma membrane. Bases 16 to 1218 code for a protein of 400 amino acids. NCBI's taxonomy places the organism in Eukaryota, Metazoa, Chordata, Mammalia, Primates, Cebidae. The record is from RefSeq and is a predicted model, not a curated record. The transcript is spliced from 7 exons. Gene Ontology annotation, biological process: immune response; positive regulation of T cell mediated cytotoxicity; antigen processing and presentation of endogenous peptide antigen via MHC class Ib. Gene Ontology annotation, molecular function: peptide antigen binding; signaling receptor binding.
GCCUAAGCUGGAGUCAUGGCGCCGCGAACCCUCCUUCUGCUGCUCUCAGGGGCCCUGGCCCUGUCCAAGACCUCGGCAAGCUCCCACUCCUUCAGGUAUUUCAGCACCGCUGUGUCCCGACCCGGCCGCGGGGAGCCCCGCUUCAUCGCCGUGGGCUACGUGGACGACACUCAGUUCAUGCGGUUCGACAGCGACGCCGCGAUUCCCAGGAUGGAGCCGCGGGCGCAGUGGGCAGAGCAGGCGGGGCCGGAGUAUUGGGACGGGCUGACAGGGAUAGCCAAGGCCUGCGCACAGGCUUGCCGAGUGAACCUGCGGGACAUACGCGGCUACUACAACCAGAGCGAGGCAGGGUCUCACACCCUCCAGGUGUUGUUUGGCUGCGACCUGGGGCCCGAUGCGCGCCUCCUCCGCGGGUACUACCGCAUAGCCUACGACGGCAAGGAUCACGUCGCCCUGAAGGAGGACCUGCGCUCCUGGACAGCCGCAGACACGGCAGCUCAGGUCACCCGGCGCAAGUUGGAGGCAGAGAAAUAUGCAGAGCAGUUGAGGGCACAGCUGCAGGGGGAGUGCGUGGAGUGGCUCAAAAGACACCUGGAGAACGGGAAGGAGACCCUGCAGCGCCCGGAACCCCCAAAGACACAUGUGACCCACCACCCCACCUCUGACCAAGAGGCCACCCUGAGGUGCUGGGCCCUGGGCUUCUACCCUGCUGAGAUCACACUGACCUGGCAGCUGGGUGGGGAGGACCAAACUCAGGACACAGAGCUUGUGGAGACCAGGCCUGCAGGGGAUGGAACCUUCCAGAAGUGGGCAGCUGUGGUGGUGCCUUCUGGAGAAGAGCAGAGAUACACGUGCCAUGUGCAGCACGAGGGGCUGCUGGAGCCCCUCACCCUGAGAUGGGAGCCGUCUUCCCAGCCCACCAUCCCCAUCAUGGGCAUUGUUGCUGGCCUGGCUGUCCUAGGAGCUGUGGUCACUGGAGCUGUGGUCACUGCAGUGAUGUGGAGGAGAAAGAGCUCAGGUCCUGUUUUUGUUCUAUCCCAGGCAGUGACAGUGCCCAGAGCUCUGAUGUGUCUCUCACAGCUUGUAAAGCCUGAGACAGCUGCCUUGUGUGGGACUGAGAUGCAGGAUUUCUUCACACCUCCCCUUUGUGAAUUGAAGAGCCUCUGGCAUCUCUUCCUGCAAAGGCAUCUGAAUGUGUCUGCGUCCCUGUUAGCAUAACAUAAGGAGGUGGAGAGACAGCCCACCCCGUGUCCACCGUGACUCCUGUCCCCACGCUGAUCUGUUCCCUCCCC